AUGCCGAUUGUUUUGGUCCGUCCGACCAAUCGGACGCGGUGUCUGGAUUCUACGGGAGCCGGGAUGGGCCCCUCCGCCCCGCGCCGGGCUUCCCCCAGCCCCGCCGUAACGCAUUGCGCAGGGUGCACAGCCCGCUCCUGCGGCUUUAACAGCGCUGACAUGGAAACCCCAUUGCAGUUCCACGGGUUCUUCCAGGAGCAGCACAGCAGCAGUCACAGCCACCAACAGCAGCACCACAGCAGUCACAGCCAACAACAGCAGCAGCAGCACCACAGCAGCAGCAGCAGUCACAGUCACCAACAGCAGCAGCACCACAGCAGCAGCAGUCACAGUCACCAACAGCAGCAGCAGCAGCAGCAGCGGGGGGAAUGGAUCAGGUGCACCUGUCCUGCCGGGGACAACCCACUCCUUCUGCGCACCUCUUCUCCCGUGGCUUUCAGGACUAAUUCGCCCCUCUCGUCGUCGUCCUCCCAGCAAGGCAGUCAGCUGAACGUGAGCGAGUUCUCGCCCUCCUCGGCCAGCCAUGCCGGCUCCCCCCGGCAGCCCCAGCCCCGGCAGCCCAGCCCCGCCAGCCCCAGCCCCAGCCCCGGCAGCCACCGCAGGGAGAGCAACCCCUUCACCGAAAUAGCCAUGAGCAGCUGCAGGUACAACGGCGGCGUCAUGCGGCCGCUCAGCAACCUCGGCGCGUCCAGGAGGAACCUGCACGAACUGGACUCGGAAUCGCAGCCCCUGCAGCCCAUCUUCACCACCGUCGCCCCGGAGAUCGUGGUGUCGAAGCCCGAGCAGAACAACUCCACCACGGUGGUGUCGUACGGGGGGAGCGCGGGCGGCGGCGGCGGCGGGGGAGGGGGAGGAGGAGGCGGCGGCAGCGGCGGCGGCGGCAGCAGCGGCGGGAACAGCAACAACAAGUCGAGCAAAAAGAAAAACCAGAACAUCGGCUACAAACUGGGACACCGGAGAGCGCUGUUUGAGAAAAGGAAGCGGCUCAGUGACUAUGCCCUGAUCUUCGGGAUGUUUGGGAUCGUGGUGAUGGUCAUCGAGACCGAACUCGCGUGGGGAGCGUAUCAGAAGGAGUCGCUGUAUUCGUUAGCUCUAAAAUGCCUUAUUAGCCUUUCCACGAUUAUUCUGCUCGGGCUGAUUAUUGUGUACCACGCGCGGGAAAUCCAGUUGUUCAUGGUAGACAAUGGAGCAGAUGACUGGAGAAUAGCCAUGACUUAUGAGCGGAUUUUUUUCAUCUGCUUGGAGAUACUGGUAUGUGCUAUUCAUCCAAUACCUGGAAAAUAUACUUUCACUUGGACAGCACGCCUUGCCUUUUCCUAUACUCCAUCUACAGCAAUAGCAGAUGUGGAUAUAAUCUUAUCAAUACCAAUGUUCCUUAGACUCUAUCUUAUUGCCAGAGUAAUGUUGUUGCAUAGCAAACUUUUUACGGAUGCUUCAUCAAGAAGUAUUGGAGCACUAAAUAAAAUAAACUUCAAUACCCGUUUCGUAAUGAAGACUUUAAUGACAAUAUGCCCAGGAACAGUACUGCUGGUUUUCAGCAUCUCAUUGUGGAUAAUUGCAGCAUGGACUGUCCGAGCCUGUGAAAGAUAUCACGAUAGCCAAGAUGUCACAAGCAACUUUCUUGGAGCAAUGUGGCUUAUUUCUAUCACAUUUCUCUCCAUUGGAUAUGGUGACAUGGUACCGAAUACUUACUGUGGGAAAGGAGUCUGUCUGCUCACUGGGAUUAUGGGUGCUGGCUGCACUGCUCUAGUGGUAGCUGUGGUUGCAAGGAAGCUGGAACUUACCAAAGCAGAAAAACAUGUGCAUAAUUUUAUGAUGGAUACACAACUGACUAAACGAGUGAAAAAUGCAGCUGCCAAUGUACUCAGGGAAACAUGGUUAAUAUAUAAAAACACAAAAUUAGUUAAAAAGAUAGACCAUGCAAAAGUGAGGAAACAUCAACGGAAAUUUUUGCAAGCCAUUCAUCAGUUACGAAGUGUAAAAAUGGAACAAAGAAAAUUAAAUGAUCAGGCAAACACUUUGGUGGAUCUCGCUAAGACACAGAACAUUAUGUACGACAUGAUCUCAGACCUGAAUGAAAGGAGCGAAGACCUUGAGAAAAGGAUUGUAACAUUGGAAACCAAACUAGAGACAUUAAUCGGGAGUAUUCAAGCUCUACCUGGAUUGAUUAGCCAGACAAUCAGUCAUCAGCAGAGGGAGUUUCUCGAAGCUCAAAUGCAACAAUAUGACAAACAGAUUACCUACAGUGCUGAGCGGUCACGGUCAUCAACCAGGAGAAGAAGAUCCUCCUCUACAGCGGCACCGACUUCAUCGGAAAGUAGCUAGAAAUUAAUAUUUUAACUUUUUUUUGCCAUCAUAUGGUUGAUAUUUUAGCUUUUAUUGUAAAGCCCUAACAGUACUAAACAGUGUUAUCCAGAUUCUGAUGUCAGAAUCCAGGGAACCUGACAAAAAUAUUUUAGGCCAAAAGGAGUGCAGACUCUCCUUCAGAUGCACAGUGAAUGCACCUAACAUUGCUAUGUAGAUUGUUUCUUCUGUAAAAUUCACUUGACUUUUUACUCACGCACUUCAACUGACUUUACUAAUAUAUAAUAAAAAGAACAUUUCUGCA
Callorhinchus milii (elephant shark) is the source of this 2608-nucleotide messenger RNA. RefSeq names its product small conductance calcium-activated potassium channel protein 2. The coding region runs from base 1 to 2325 and encodes 774 amino acids. The transcript has 8 exons. Gene Ontology annotation, biological process: potassium ion transmembrane transport. Gene Ontology annotation, molecular function: small conductance calcium-activated potassium channel activity; calmodulin binding. The record is from RefSeq and is a predicted model, not a curated record. Gene Ontology annotation, cellular component: neuron projection; neuronal cell body; plasma membrane. NCBI's taxonomy places the organism in Eukaryota, Metazoa, Chordata, Chondrichthyes, Chimaeriformes, Callorhinchidae.